Lobosporangium transversale is the source of this 713-nucleotide messenger RNA. Its product is annotated as DUF51 family protein. The record is from RefSeq and is a predicted model, not a curated record. The transcript is spliced from 5 exons. Bases 99 to 677 code for a protein of 192 amino acids. NCBI's taxonomy places the organism in Eukaryota, Fungi, Mortierellomycota, Mortierellomycetes, Mortierellales, Mortierellaceae.
CUUCCCUUCUCUUCCCUACUCCUUCUUUCAUACCUGGAUAACUUACAUACCAACAUCACUCCCGAAACAUACUCAGCCUUAUCUGAACCAACUCUGUCAUGUCCAAAGAGCACUGCUUUUACUGCUUCGAUGCCCUUGUUGCUUACUUUGAAUUAAGGCCUGUUGCAGAGCCUACUUUUGAAAAUGAAGAAUAUCCAUUGUUUGUUACUUGGAACACGAGCAAGAAUGGAGACAUGACAGACUUGGUCUUGCGAGGAUGUAUUGGCAAUUUCUCAGCAAUGCCUUUGCAUUCUGGGCUGAAGGAGUAUGCCCUGACCAGUGCUUUCAAGGAUGGACGAUUCCCACCAAUAUUGAAGAAGGAAAUUCCAUCGUUGACAUGCCACGUCUCACUACUAGUGAACUUUGAAAAGGGCGAAAAUUAUCUCGAUUGGGAAGCUGGUACUCAUGGUAUCUGGAUCGAGUUCCGGGACACAAAUGGUCGCAAGAGGACGGCAACUUACUUGCCAGAGGUAGCCAAGGAGCAAAAAUGGACUAAAGAGAAGGCUAUUGAGUCUUUACUGCGUAAAGGAGGAUUCCGGGGGACCAUUACCAAGGAUGUCCUGGAUGGCAUCAUCCUUACCCGCUACCAAAGUCAAAAAGCUGGAAUGACUUAUGCGGAGUACUUGGCCUUUCGUUGAUCAAACAGGAUGAUGAUUCAGGAUGUUUCUCCUCCC